AUGACAAAUUCACCUAAUUCAAUAAAAAUAGAGGAAGGUUUAGAGUUAAACAUACAUACAAAUCCUAGGGAAUAAUAAAUAGAAUCUAAAUCAACGAUUGAGUCUGUAAAAUAGUUCACUGAUGAUUUAAAGUAAUAGAUUAAGAUCAAGAAAACAAGACGUAAGAAUAUAAGAAAGACAUAUAAUAAUGGUAUAUAGAUAAUUAUAUAGAAAAGGUCACUGGACCCAAAAGGAACAUAAUUUAUAUUUAAAAUUUAUAGAAACAAACAAGGCUAUAAUGAUUUAAUCAGAUUUAAAGAAACAAGAGAAGAUCUUUAAGUAAAUGUCUCUUGUGAUUAAAACACGAUAACCAUCGUAAUGUAGAUCUCAUCAUCAAAAGUUUAAUCCUUUCUGA
Messenger RNA from Paramecium pentaurelia, 394 nucleotides. The record is from the annotation of a GenBank genome assembly. Lineage: Eukaryota; Ciliophora; Oligohymenophorea; Peniculida; Parameciidae.